AGAGGGACGAAAAGCGCUUCCGGUGUGCAGGCCUCACUCACUUCCGGCUGAGAGGGGAAAGAAACGUACGUCGUCCGGGAAGGAGAGCGGCGGCUGUGGCCCCUUCCGGAUUCAGUUUCCUACAGAGUUUCUAACUGGAAGCUAAAAUGGCCAGCAAAGGACCUGCAGCUUCAGCUUCUACAGAAAGUUCCAGUGCAGGUGGAACCAGCGGGAACAGCAGCAACGGGGACAGUACGGGUCAGGACAGCACAUUUGAAUGCAACAUCUGUUUGGACACUGCCAAGGAUGCUGUGAUCAGCCUGUGUGGCCACCUCUUCUGUUGGCCUUGUUUACACCAGUGGCUGGAGACCAGGCCAAACCGACAGGUGUGUCCUGUAUGUAAAGCAGGAAUCAGCCGUGAUAAAGUCAUACCACUUUAUGGAAGGGGCAGUACUGGACAACAGGACCCCAGGGAGAAAACGCCACCUCGACCUCAAGGCCAGAGACCUGAGCCAGAAAACCGAGGGGGUUUCCAGGGUUUUGGGUUUGGAGAUGGAGGCUUCCAAAUGUCAUUUGGAAUUGGAGCAUUUCCAUUUGGCAUAUUUGCUACAGCCUUCAAUAUAAACGAUGGCCGGCCUCCUCCAGCUGUUCCAGGGACUCCUCAGUAUGUGGAUGAACAGUUCCUUUCUCGCCUCUUCCUGUUCGUGGCCCUUGUCAUCAUGUUCUGGCUCUUGAUUGCUUAACUUGGCUCCAUACCUUGUGGAGCUCUGAACCGGCCACAGACUUCCGCUUGUCUUCCCUGUCUGCCUCUUGGUGUCCAAUUCUUCAGCUAAUGAGGGGCUCCUUAAAGCCAAUGGUGUCUUCGUGUGAGGACGAGUCUCUCUUAUUUUUCCAGAGCUCCGGAGUUAACAUUUAAAAAAGUUUUCUGAAGCUCAGCCAUAACUCACACAGCAAGGAUCUGUCUGGAACUUUGACCCUAGCUUUGAGCUCCGUCUCUCAACGAGGAGUGUUUGAAUCUUAGUGCCAAACAUCUGGAAGAGAUGCUGCCCCAAAGGGAAUCGGGCGUGGUGGCUAGCGACGGAACCUCUAGUCACUGUCUUGCGUCUCAAGAGCAGUGACAGGAAGGAGAUCAGUGGAUUUCAGAACCCAGCUGAACAUCUUGCACAAAAGCCAACAGACUCCAGGUAACACCUUCUAUAGAUAAGACAUCUGGCUGAAGAGGAUCGUGCCCCAUACCCAGGUGAUAAAAGAUGGCCCAUCUUUGUUUUUCCAGCAAUCACAAAAAUGAAAAGAUAAAAAGACUCUUUAACCUAAAACGGUAGCAUAUCUAAAUUUACUGGAAUCGGGGAGGGGGCAGAAUCUCAUCUCAGGGUUUUGGAGGGCCUGUCAGCUGUCAUGCAGCAAACUUCCUCGCUGAUAAAAGCAGUGUUUUAAAGGGUUUUAAAGCAGCUAUCAACUUCUAAUGUAGGUAGACAUAAUUCCAGCUGCUGUUCUUAUUUAUAUACAUCUCUCCUUCCUGAAAUGUACAUUUUUUCCAUACUUGGAAUAGGUUAACUGGGAGGAAUGUAGGACAAGUCUCUUACGGGGUAAUUUGCUGAGUAUUUUAUGCCUCCCCACCUCACAAUUAUGAUUAUUACGCAAAUGGGAAUCUGUACAUUUUUGACAAGAACAAGGAAUUCUGCUUAAAGGGUUUGCAUGUGGCCAAGGUGUGCGAGCUUUUUCAAAUUACCAAAGACAUGGUUAUUUAUUUUUUUUGGAAGGGUAAUCAUGGGCCCAACGCAGCAGUGGUUUGAACAGCGCUUAAGCCACAGAGCAUCUCACAGGAUGGUACCCAGGUGCCUUGAGAGAAUUCUUUAUGGAAGGGGCAGAGGAGGAAUCCUCCUUUAAAACAAUUGCAGUUGAAUCUUUUUGGCCCCACAGGAUGCAUCCCUCUCAUUUGAAUGACUGCCAAUACUCUAGUAGGAGAGCCUCUCAAGGACUACUUAUUUCACGAUAUUUUGGGUCUUCUGGAGGUUAAACAGAACCUUGCUGUCAGACCCCAAUGACGUUGAGGCUUAUUUUUCUGUAGGUGGGAAGGGGUACGAGGUUGGAAAUCUCAAGAGCAAGAUGCACGUCACCACCAUUUCUUUUCAAGAAGGAUACCAAAUGUGAAUUUUCUUGUGGCCCAAAUUCUGUCCUGGCUCUUGGUCUUUCAGGGCAGGAGGCCGACCUAGCUUGACACAACAACAUUCAACCAAGUCAGACUUGGUAACAAGGCGGCUCCAUCCCUUGGAAAUGAGUGCCACCUACUGUCCAGG
Pseudonaja textilis is the source of this 2276-nucleotide messenger RNA. RefSeq names its product ring finger protein 185 (gene RNF185). Gene Ontology annotation, cellular component: endoplasmic reticulum. NCBI's taxonomy places the organism in Eukaryota, Metazoa, Chordata, Lepidosauria, Squamata, Elapidae. The record is from RefSeq and is a predicted model, not a curated record. Gene Ontology annotation, biological process: ubiquitin-dependent protein catabolic process. Gene Ontology annotation, molecular function: ubiquitin protein ligase activity; metal ion binding.